Juglans microcarpa x Juglans regia is the source of this 687-nucleotide messenger RNA. RefSeq names its product serine/threonine-protein phosphatase 6 regulatory ankyrin repeat subunit B-like. The record is from RefSeq and is a predicted model, not a curated record. The transcript has 2 exons. Lineage: Eukaryota; Viridiplantae; Streptophyta; Magnoliopsida; Fagales; Juglandaceae. The coding region runs from base 1 to 687 and encodes 228 amino acids. Gene Ontology annotation, molecular function: protein binding.
AUGGAUCCGUCGAUGACAGAUGAUCUAACGAAUCCAGAAUUGGGGAACGUUUUGUUCGGAAAGGCCAUGAAAGGGAGAUGGGGUGAAGUCGUCGAUAUAUGUACGGAAAACCCAUGGUCUCUGGUGGCCGGAAUCACCAGGUUGGAGGACACACGGUUACACCUAGCUGUCUCUGGCGGCCAAGAGGAGACGGUCCGAAAACUCACAUGUAUUAUCUCUGAACAGCCAAAUCACGAAAUGCUACUCAGGGUUAAAAAUGAGAGAGGGAACACCGCUCUCCACAUCGCUGCACUGAUGGAGAAUGAGGCCAUGUGUGAGUGCAUAGCAAGAGUUGAUUUUUCACUGAUCGGAGAACGUAACCAAGAGGGAGAGACUCCUCUUUUCACCACAGUGCUCUUCGGCAAAAAACAAGCCUUCCAAUGCCUUUACGAUUUGUGUCCCCCAAAUGAGCGCUACAGUUGUUCCAGAUAUAUGCGUGGUGACACGAUUCUUCACUGCGCCAUUUUUGGAGACCAUUUUGAUUUGGCAUUGCGAAUAAUUGAGUUGUAUGGGGAAAGACUGGUAAACGCUGUCAAUGAGGUUGGAAUCACACCUCUCCAUCUACUAGUGGACAAGCCUUCGGCUUUCCGAAGCGGCAGCCGCCUUGGAGUUUUCGAACGAAUCAUUUAUCAGUGUACGUACAUAUGA